This is a messenger RNA of Chelonia mydas (Green sea turtle), 3910 nucleotides long. Its product is annotated as small nuclear ribonucleoprotein F-like. The record is from RefSeq and is a predicted model, not a curated record. NCBI's taxonomy places the organism in Eukaryota, Metazoa, Chordata, Testudines, Cheloniidae. The coding region runs from base 3540 to 3872 and encodes 110 amino acids. Gene Ontology annotation, biological process: mRNA splicing, via spliceosome; spliceosomal snRNP assembly. Gene Ontology annotation, cellular component: catalytic step 2 spliceosome; U1 snRNP. Gene Ontology annotation, molecular function: RNA binding. The transcript has 2 exons.
UCCACAGCUCCCAUUGGCCACAGUUCCCCGUUCCCAGCCAAUGGGAGCUACGGGGGGUGGUGCUUGCAGGCAGGAGCAGCGUAUGGAGAUCCUUGCUCCCGGCUUCCUCUGGUGCCACAGGGGUGUGCUGGCUGCUUUCAGGAGCAGUACGGGGCUGGGACAGGCAGGAAGCAAACCUGCCUUAGCAGCAGCCCCGCUGCACCAGAGACUUUUAACAGCGGAGAUCGCAAUCAACUGGGAGAGUCUCCAGGAUGAACCAGUCGAUUGUGAUUGAUCGGUUGGUGACCACUGCUUUAGUCAAACCCAAGUGAUUAGGCUCAAUGCAGGGGUGGACUGGCUGAAAUUCUAUGGCCUGUGUUAUACAGGAGGUCAGACUAGAUGAUCUAUCCGUCCUUUUUGGCCUUAAACUCUCUGUAUCUGUGAGUCACCAAAUAGUUGUCAGAUCUUGGAAUAAAAAAUUGCUGUAAAGCCCAAUGGUCCUGUUAUCAGAUGCUUUUCCAGUUUGUCUGGUGGUGACAAGAGUCAGAUCAAAGAGACAGGGGACCUUAACACUGGAUUGAUCACUCGCCUAGACCGCUUUUCAAAGCCAACCACUCUAAAGAAUCACUCUGUACCUCCCAUCAGGACUCAGUGCUCUGUUUACAUAUCGCUCUCUGAUAAGCAGAUAAAUGAACUAAAAGCAACAUUGUUCGGAAAAGGAAAAGAGACAAGAAUAAUCUCAUUCUGCUGAGUCAAACAAAGGCUUUCUGUUUGUUGCUGUAAGCUACGGAAGCUGGGUUGUUCACACGGGCCUGUGCCCCAGCACCUUCCACAGUAGCCGUUGCAAAGGAUUCUGGGAAGGGAUUACUUAAAGACAACGCUAUAUAAAAACAGUGGCAUGAAACAUGCUCAGAGGCAGAUGAAUUGGAACUGCUGGGUACUUGUGAAAAAUCUAGCCAUAAAAUAACAACAAGCAAUAGUUUCAUUUGUUUAGGAAAGUGCUCCGAUAUGAGCAGAAACUUCAUUACAAUGGGGCAAAGCAUCCCAUUUACAUCUAGCCAUAUCUGUCCUUUCAAUCUGUCACUGUGUUUUUAGUGAAUCUCAGUAGGUUCUAGUAGUGGGUAGUGCUGUAUAUUUUUGAAAGAUACUGUAUACACUGAAAUUUUUUCAAACACUUCAACCAUUCAAAUUGUCUCUGCGGCUAAUUGCCAAAAAUCUCUUUUUGGAGCUGAAGUAUAUUUACUUGGGUUAUGUAGGAGACUUGUUCCUAUGCCAAACUAAGGUGCAAUUGAUGCACUGGCAUAUUAGUCUGUGUCUACUGAAUAAUUUUAGCAGCCAUAUUCUGACAAAAAGCAGCUAAGUGAUAAAUGGGGAAGUGUAAAGUAGUGGUUCUCAACCAGGGGUCCAGGGCCCCGCGAGCAGGUUUCAGGGGGUCUGCCAAGCAGGGCCUGCAUUAGGCUGGCUGGAGCCUAGGGCAGAAAGGCAAAGCCUCACUGCAUGGGGCUGAAGCCCGGGGCUCUCAGCCCCACCACUUGGGGCUGAAGCUGAAGUCUAAGAAAUGUAGCUUCGCGGGGGGAGGGGGCUCUGUAGCAUGGGGCCUCAGACAGUUGCCCUGUUUGCUAUCCCCUAAUGCCAGCCCUGGCUUUUAUAUGCAGAAAACAGUUGUUGUGACACAGGUGGAGUUUUUAUAGCACGUUGGGAGAUGUGGGGGCUCAAAAAGAAAAAGGUUGUGAACUGCUGGUAUAAAGAAUUCAGCACAAAGCUUUCUCUAACUGUGCAUUCCCAGCCAGGUGGAAACAGUUGGCUUUAAUUUCAGAACCAAAUAAAUCAUGGGGUACUAUAUUUUGGGGAUUUGGUUUUACAUUUCCAGGUUUUAUGGGUGUUUGACAUGUACAUGGAGUGAUGCAAUUUGGAACUGCCUGUAUCUUAUAUUCGACACUCCAAUUGGUCAGUUUUAAAAAUGGACAUGAUUAGUGAUUGGAGAGAAAAAUGUGACGUGGUUGAAUGAAACUCAGAUAGAGAGAAUUUAAAGCUGAUCAUGUCAAGAAUUAGAAAUUGCAGUUCUUGUUCUUAAAUUUCAUCCACUGGUUCUGAUUAUGGGUUUUCAACUGCAAUAGAGUUCAGUUCUGACCACCAGAAAGUUAAAAAAAGGAAUAUUUAGGUAAGCAGUUCUCAAACUUCAUUGCACCGUGACCUCCCCUUCUGACAACAAAAAUUACUACAUGACUCCAGGAGGGGGGACCAAAGCCCGGGCCCACCUCAGGUUGCGGGGGUGGGGAGGAGGUGCAAAGCUGAAGCCCAAGGGCUUCUGCCCUGGGCAGGAGGCAUGUAACCUUAGCCCCCCUUUCCAGGGCUGACACUCUAGGGCUUUGGCCCUGGGUGUUGGGGCUCGUGCUUUGACUUUGGCCUUGGCCCCAGCAGUCUAACACCAGCCUUGGCGACCCAAUUAAACUGGAGUCGAGACCCACUUUGAGGUCCCAACCCACAAUCUGAGAACCCCUGAUUUAGGUUGAAUAAUUAGUAUGAUGAUAGUGCCUACAGGCCCAACGAAGGUCAGAGCCUCAUUGACCUAAGUACCAUAAGCACACAAAAUAAGAGAGACUCCUGCCCUUAACAUUCUAAAUAAAUAAAAUAAAUGAGGAGAAAGAAGUAUCCUCAUCCCCAUUUUAAGGAUAGGGUGCUGAGGCACAGGGAGAUUACUCAUACAGGGAGUCUGACAGAAUCAAGGACUGAACCCUCAGUCUCCGGCCAGUGCCUUACCCACAACACCAUCCGUCCUUUCAAGAAGGAUUAGCUGUAAUUGCUGUUAGGGUGGAACCAUUUUUCAAUGACAAGGAUUGACACCGUAAUGCUUGAGAGGUUUAUAAGUAUUUCACAGAAGAAAGACUGGCGUUAGGAGCAAUCCUGCAAUGGCAGAAGGAUGGGCUAGGUCAGGAGUUCUUAACCUUUUUUCUUUCUGAGCCCCCCCAGCAUGCUAUAAAAGGCUCCGUGGCCCACCUGUGCCACAAAAACUGUUUUUCUUCAUAUCCAGUAGAUUAAAAGCCAGGGCUGGCAUUAGAGGGUAGCAAGCAGGGCAACUGCCUGUGCUCCCACACUGCAGGACGGCCUGGAAAGCUGAGUUGCUCAGGCUUGCCUUCAGCCCCAUGUGGCUUGGAUUUCGGUUUUCUGUCCUGAGCUCCAGGGAGCCUAAUGCUGGCCCUGCUCUCUGGUUUAUUUUGGCGGACCCCAUGAAACCUGCUCAUGGCCUCCCGCAGGGGGCCCCGGGCCCCAAGUUGAGAACUGCUGGGCUAGGUGACCUAAAAUGCCUUUUCUGUUUCUACCGCCUGUUAUUCUCUGAACCUUUACCCAGUGUUACACAAUGGCACCUUGUUAUCGAGUCUCUGGUGAGUACUUUGGCAGUAAAGAUGCUUUUCCACUCUGUCAUAUCUGUAUAUGCUGCAGUAUCAUGGAGCUGAUAGAAGCUUGUUUGUGCCAGUUUCUAAUAGGCACUUACAUAAAACAAAUAAUUUAAAAAAAACCCCUAAGGUCUUUGGCUUUUGGAUUGAACUUGAUUUUUCCCUAUGUGCAGCAUGGAUGGUAAGGAUGCAAAAGAGAAAAUUAUUCCAGUGCAGGGGAUCCACAGGCCGCGUUACCAUGAGCUUCCCCUGAACCCCAAGCCCUUCCUGAACUGGCUGACAGGGAAGCUGGUGAUGGUGAAGCUGAAGUGGGGGAUGGAGUACAAGGGCUACCUGGUGUCUGUUGACGGCUACAUGAACAUGCAACUUGCAAACACAGAAGAAUACAUAGAUGGUGCAUUGUCAGGACACGUUGGUGAAGUUUUGAUAAGAUGUAACAAUGCCCUGUACAUCAGAGGAGUAGAAGAAGAAGAAGAAGAUGGAGAAAUGAGAGAAUAAGUUUGUAUAUUUCUGGAAAAUAAAGAUCAGUUUUUCAC